CUACGAUACGUCCGAGCGCCGCCACGACGUGAUAUGCGUUGCCAGUGGCUCGACCCGGAGCAGCCGCCCCCGCGUAAAUUGUGUAAUAAACUAUUUUCAAGUAUGCACGAAAUCGUGACGCAUUUAACCGUGGAGCACGUCGGUGGACCUGAGUGCACGACUCACGCGUGCUUCUGGCAGGGCUGCUCACGAAACGGCAGGCCGUUCAAGGCGAAAUACAAAUUGGUGAAUCACAUCCGGGUUCACACAGGAGAGAAGCCAUUCCCUUGCCCUUUCCCCGGCUGCGGGAAAGUUUUUGCAAGAUCGGAGAAUCUUAAAAUACACAAAAGAACGCAUACUGGCGAAAAACCGUUCAAAUGCGAAUACGCCGGGUGUGAUCGAAGAUUUGCAAAUUCAUCGGAUCGAAAGAAGCAUUCGCACGUGCACACGUCGGAUAAACCUUACAACUGUCGGAUCCACGGCUGUGACAAGUCAUACACGCACCCGUCUUCGUUAAGGAAACACAUGAAAGUGCACGGAGCUGCCGGAGACACUUCCCCUAGGUACGACAGCGACGGUGAUGACUCAUCCUCAGCCGGCAGCGUCAGCGUAACAGCCGGCGCCGCCAGCCCCACUGUGCCACUUCCUCCUGCCGCCCAACCAGCGCACCCGCCAUCCGGUCACCACCCCCAUCACCAACCAACCAUAACGGAUAAAUUAGAAAGCCUCAACGAAAAAUACCUCAAUCCCCACGAUCAGAAACCUUACGAGCGACCGCCAGCGCCCCCACAUCAUAACCAAGGCCCGCACUUAACGAACAUAGGCGGCAACGGGGUCAUGGAUAAUAAAAUAGGGUUCGGCGGUCAUUGGAGUCAGUUUCAGCAACCGGCGCCGGCGAUGCCUCACGGGGUACCAGAGUGGUGGUGUCCCACGCAGGAAUCGUACCACCAUCACCAUCUCAUGCAUCACUCGGGUGCCGCGGCCGCAUACUGA
This is a messenger RNA of Bombyx mandarina (wild silkworm), 972 nucleotides long. It is a transcript of the gene opa, whose product is annotated as Zic family member odd paired. The record is from RefSeq and is a predicted model, not a curated record. Gene Ontology annotation, cellular component: nucleus. Gene Ontology annotation, biological process: regulation of transcription by RNA polymerase II. NCBI's taxonomy places the organism in Eukaryota, Metazoa, Arthropoda, Insecta, Lepidoptera, Bombycidae. Gene Ontology annotation, molecular function: DNA-binding transcription factor activity, RNA polymerase II-specific; RNA polymerase II cis-regulatory region sequence-specific DNA binding.